Molecule: messenger RNA, 871 nt
Organism: Ostrinia nubilalis (European corn borer)
Lineage: Eukaryota; Metazoa; Arthropoda; Insecta; Lepidoptera; Crambidae
Exons: 6
Coding region: 174-815 (213 amino acids)
Source: RefSeq, a predicted model, not a curated record
GAUUUAAGACUGUCAUAAUAUGCGACGCUGAAUUUUGUGAAAAAUUAACAAAACUUAACAUACUAUGCGCCCCGUUUUCGUAUACAAGAAGUAUUCACAAUAUUUUAAAAAUGUAAAAAGGAUUGUUUGGUAAAGUAUAUUUAUUAUACAUUCUAAGCGAAAAAAAAAUACAAAUGUGUACAAACUCAGCACGCCUAGUGAACAGCCUGGAGUGUUAUAUGGACGACCUGGUGGACUGCUUUGAGGAUUUCGUCAAGAAGUCCCUCCUCAUCAUCUCCGUAGCAGUGGGAGCCCUCAUCGUGAUGCUGGGAUACGUUCUGAAGAUCAUCUCGGAGAGAGCGCAAGUCCCACUCUUGGGAUCACCUGCCGUAGCUCAGCAAAUAGACACGACUAGAACUUCAUGCCCCCAAAGCUGCAGCUCAGCUCGAACGAGCCAACCUGACGUGCAGAAUGACCUCCAGAAGUCCAAAAGUAGCACUCUCCCCCAAAAGUCUACCAACAGCAUAGCCAUGCCUUGCUUCAGGAAGGACUGCAGGAAGACCAUGUCAGCUGCAGCGAAUACUGGUCCUCUGUCAAGCACACCGAGCUUUGAUGAGAAAGUGCUAAGGAAUAUUGGAUUGUCUAGCUGUUCUAAAAGCUGCGUUCAGAGCAAACGGCAUAUGAUACGUAACGGUUCGGCUUCUAGGCUUGCAAUUCCAAGUAUGCCAACGUGCAUUCCAAAUCACCACAUAUCAACUCCUCGCCCCUGCUCCAAGUUCGUGGCCAGCCGAAACUCUUGCUGCUCGAUGUGCUGCGCAGACGACGAUCGGCGAUGACGAACAAGUGAACAUCAACAAUGAUCAGCCAAAACAUCAACACUGAUCAGAUAAAA